AUGGAGGCUCUCACACUUCCCGUCGCCUCACCGUCAAACCUCUUCGGCGCGCCCUCACACGACCAAACCCCGAGUGCCGUGGCCGUCAUGUCUUCAGCCACGGUCCCGCCAUCCACGCCCCGCAAGCCGGCCCCCAAGAGCCGUUUCGAGAGCAUCCUGACGACGCAUCCGACUAUCGCCGAAAGCCUCCUGGCCUCGCUGCCCACGCGCUCGCUCAUCGACCUGUUCCACACCUCGCGCCACCUGCGAUGCUUCCUGGCCGAAUACCCGCUGGCAUGGCGGACUCUGAGUUUCCGCGCGCCCCAGCCUGCCCUGGGCGUCAACAACCCGGACGGCGAUGCACUUGAUGGGCCGGCGCGAAACGCCAAGCAGUACGCCCUGGACGCGCUGCUGAUACAGGUGGUGGUGCCGUUCGGCACACGGCUGACGAGCCUGGAUCUCUGCAACACGGCCGUGUCCGGUGUGCGGCUGGUGUCGCGUGUGCUGGAGCCGCGCGUGCACACGCUGCAGCACCUCAGCGUGCGCGGCUGCAAGAACGUCUCCAUCAAGUACCACCUGGUGCCCUUCCUGGAGCCGUACGUGCACCCGGGCAGCCCGUGGGCCAAGACGAGCGAGCUGGCCCUGCGGAGCCUGUACACCUACCGCUGCCGCCACCACCGCCGCCGGCCCUACCUGCCCUCGUCCCUCAUGAGGCGCGACUCGGACUCGGAGCCCACCCACCAGCUCAUCGAGAUCUGCCACCAGCUCGGCAUCUGGACGGAUACCAUGUGGUGCACGACCCCGGGCGGCCGUUGCUUCAGGAGGAAGGACUACUACUCCGGCCGUGCGGCUCCCGGGACGAACGAGGUGUGGGUGCCUUUCGACAGGUUGUGGCGCUCGGGGAACAGGAUAGGACCGCCGGACUCGGAUAACCCGCCCGCUCAUUCUGACGGAAGGAUGUGGGAGGAUGCGGAGAGUGGACACGAUGGGGAGCCGCUCGGCACGAGCACUGGAUGGCCGCACAGGGGAGAAGGAAAGGACAUGCCUGCACACCUCCGGAGGAGCCAUCGGAUUUUCGUGGACGACAUCAAGUGCGAUCAAUGCGGGGAUGCCAUCCUGGAGAGGCCAAUUCCGCGGAAGAGGAGACGGACAAAUCGUGCCUUCACCAGCCAGGCCUUUGGAACCCUGACCAAUCUUGGAGUGAUCGCGGCGAGUAAUGUGCAGUCCAAUUCCCAGCAGACCGCCGCGGAGGAAGAAGAGAGGAAGAUAAGUAAUCGUUUCUGGUGGGCACCAGGUGCGACAAGAUCCCCGAACUUAAUGACUGAACUAGCCUCGGACGAUGAUGCUUCCGAUUCUGAUGAGCCUGGACCGCUUCAUGGAGGGAAUCCGCUAGCUGUCAUGAACGUAUCGACUCCGCCCAAGCUCAAUAUGAACUGGUGCUGCGUGGAACCGGUAUUUUCCGGCGGCGGAGGAAUAGUAGUAUUGGGACCCGGCGUCGGUGGCAGAGGAGCUGACAGGAUACGCGCCACGCCGCUGCCAAAGGGCCAGCAAUUCGAGGAUGCGGAUUUCAUGUCAGUUCUGCGGUCACCAGAAUUGAUACGGGAGCUCAAGAACGCCACUCUCUACGAACAUGUGUUGGGCGAGCACGUAGACAUCGUGCCGUAUCUCCAGCAAGAUCACUUAGACCUCCAGGCAGCGACAUGUCCACGCAGCUUAUGCCAGGACUGUUACCGCACGUUCCGGUGGAAGGUCGCCUGCAAGGCGUGCAAGAAGCCGCUGUGUAAGGAGCAUGACUUCCGAGGUCUGAAGGUACGUAAGUGCGGUUACCGAGAGCUGCACCUUGAGCGGGAAUACUUGAGGGCGCAUACUCCAACAACAUUACCCGUGUCGUAUCCUGAUUUGCACAUACCUGCAUAUGUGCCGCCGACCCAGCGUGCAGAGCAGUCCAGCGCGAUGGAAACCCAGGAUUCAACGGAUUCUCACUCUUCUUCCAAUCCGGACCUUCGGAGUAUAACGAAGUCGUUCCUCUUCACCUCUAAUCCCAAUGAAGAAGAAUCGGACAUGUCAAACUCUAUCCCGGCUUUGAAGAACUUGGUCGAAGGAUCUUCGGGUGUUCCAUUCUCUUCGCGUCCUCGUGCGCUCAGCGCUUCCGAAAACCGCUCGCCACGUUCAUUGUCCCCGUGGGCUAAGGGUAAGGCGCCCAACGAUGCUCAGCAGUACGCUUUGAGCAAGAGGAUUGCGGAAAUGGAACGAGCGCGCAUGAGGCUUCCUUUGCCAGGCACCCCACGCCACCCGGUGCAAUGGCGAGGGUGCGGCGCUUACUUCUGCCAGCAGCUUCGGCCGGUCGGUGACUGUCGACCGCGUUGCAACGCUGGUAUGAGGGAGUGCGGCGACUGUGGCGUCUUGGUCUGCGAUGGCUGUUUGAACGUCAACCCUCCCUGCCCAUGCGCGUAUUGCUCCACCCACUACCAUUGCCCGGUCUGUUCGAUGAAGCCUCGUGUUCAGACGCUGUGCCGCCGCGACGCUGAGCGCCAAGCUGCCCGUCUCAAGGAGUUGGCGGAAGCCGAACGUCGGGCUAAAGAAGCCGAAGCUCUCGUUAGAGCUGAUGAAAUGGCACUGGCUGUGGGAGAGUUCUUCCGGGAUUUCCUCGACGUCGGCGGGGCUCUUUUCGAACAGAACGAGUUCCUGGUCGAAGAUGCAGCAACGUCUGAAUUUGAGGGCGAAGGCGUUCGUCAUAUCGAAGUCGCUGCCCCAGCGCCUUUAUCGACGCCUUCUUUGACCCAUCCGCAGGACCAGUAUCCGAACUUGUUCCCCGAGGAAGGACCUCGUGCCGAGAGCUCGGCAAUGGGCGCCGCUGCCGGCGAUGCCAUGGACGGCAAGGCGCUCGUGGAAGCUAUCCUCGGAGCGCAGGAACCGGAGGUUGCAGUUCCGACCACCGCCAGAGCCUCGCCGGUUCUCAUGGACGAUGCACAAGCUGGAAGCCAGCAAACCCUCAUGACUGAGAACAGCGCCGAGAACGGAAGUCCUGGUUCAGAGCAGGGAGAAGAGCAUGAUUCUCGGGAUGCCGAGAACACGGGUGAUGAGAGCAGUAAUAACGGCAACGACAACAUCAGCGAUGCCGAGGCCGGUGCUGAGGAUAACGAUUCGUCUCACCUAUCGGCUGGCGCGUCUGCUGAGGUUUCCGUCGAGGCCUAG
This is a messenger RNA of Lasiodiplodia theobromae, 3174 nucleotides long. Its product is annotated as Diphthamide biosynthesis protein. The coding region runs from base 1 to 3174 and encodes 1057 amino acids. The transcript has 3 exons. NCBI's taxonomy places the organism in Eukaryota, Fungi, Ascomycota, Dothideomycetes, Botryosphaeriales, Botryosphaeriaceae. The record is from RefSeq and is a predicted model, not a curated record.